AUGUUGGAAGGAAAAGCAAUAGUUCGCGAAACAGACAUGCCAGAUGCAAUGAAGAGCCAUGCUAUGGAGUUGGCUUAUCAGGCUCUGGAUCUACAUGAAGUUGCUGAUUGUCAGUCCAUAGCUCAUUAUAUUAAACAGAAUUUUGAUAAAUGUUAUGGACCAGCAUGGCACUGUGUGGUUGGCACAGACUUCGGUUCUUGCAUUACACAUUUAUGUGGAAGUUUCAUUUUCUUCCGGGUGGAGAUGAUGGAAUUUCUCGUAUUCAAAGAUGGGAAAGAUGUGUCCCAAAGCAAGGAAGAAGCUGUAGGAGUUCUGCACAAAGCUGCCUAA
Fraxinus pennsylvanica is the source of this 330-nucleotide messenger RNA. NCBI's taxonomy places the organism in Eukaryota, Viridiplantae, Streptophyta, Magnoliopsida, Lamiales, Oleaceae. The record is from the annotation of a GenBank genome assembly.